AAAAAAACGGGCUAAAAAGGAAACCAAUGUUUUAUUAUUUUAUAUAGAAAGGAAGCAUACUUCUUUUCCCCCCUUCUGCAAUUUGUAAAAUGAUUUAUUAUGUCUUAACGUUUACGUUCGUAUCUAAAAAAAAAUAUAUCAUAAUUUUAUCUUAUUGAACGACAACGUAGACCUUAUUUGUUACAUUCGCUACAUUUACGUUGACGCCAUCUAUCUAUGCUACAUGGAAUUGUUAUGAACGCGAUGUCUGGGAAAUGUAGUUCUAUUAAACUGCCGCUCUGCGAAUGUUAUCGCUGUAAAAACUACAACUCCCAUUGUUUUGUCCUCCUAAUCGGAUCGAGACCGUUCCGUUAAAGCUACCAUGUAAUGUUUACUUCUUUGGAACAACGGCGUGUCCUCCUCGGUUAACAGUGUUGGAGAUUGCAGAUGCGGUAUCUAAUGUCGUGUAAAUCACAUUUUCCCUGCGAUACAUUCGUUAAAAACACGGAAUCCUAUUUGCAUCGGCAGUAUUAGUGGUUGAUCCUGCUGUCCGUGUUCAUGAUGGCGAUGUUCCGCAGUUUUGUGUCGGCUGCUCAGCUCAGGCAGCAUCAGCAGCAAAAUGGAGCCGCAGCAGCCGCACCUGGGGAAAGCCUGGAAAGCCAGUUCUCCUGUCCCAUCUGUCUGGAGGUCUACCACAAGCCUGUCAGCAUCGCAAGCUGCGCCCAUACGUUCUGUGGGGACUGUCUACAGCCGUGUCUGCAGGUGACCUCGCCUCUCUGUCCACUCUGCCGCAUGCCUUUCGAUCCAAAGAAAGUGGACAAAUCCUCCAGCGUGGAGAAACAGCUCUCUUCGUAUAAGGCACCAUGCCGAGGGUGCAGCAAAAAGGUCACCCUGGUCAAAAUGCGGUCGCAUAUUUCAUCUUGCACAAAGGUUCAGGAACAGAUGGCCAACUGCCCAAAGUUCAUGCCAGUGGUUCCCACCUCACAGCCCAUUCCCAGCAAUAUUCCAAACCGCUCCACAUUUGUGUGCCCGUACUGUGGCGCUCGAAACCUGGACCAACAGGAACUAGUGAAGCACUGCAUGGAGAACCAUCGCAAUGACCCCAACAAAGUGGUAUGUCCGGUAUGUUCAGCUAUGCCUUGGGGCGACCCCAGCUAUAAGAGCUCCAACUUCCUGCAGCAUCUUCUCCACCGGCACAAAUUCUCCUAUGACACAUUUGUGGACUACAGUAUUGAUGAGGAGGCAGCACUGCAGGCAGCACUGACCCUCUCACUGUCUGAGAACUGAGAGUCUGACAUCAUAUCCUGUUCCCCAAACGCCGCCAUGUGAAGGAUCUUCUCGCUAAAUGUUUUCAUUGUUUCUCUGUAUUUCCUCUCACUCUACCUCUCUUCUGGUCUAUAUUUCUGAGCUACACUCCAGCUAGAUCCUGAAGUAGCUCAAUAGCUUGUUUGCCAGUUGCAUUAUCGUAACCAUCAAAUCAUCAACCAACGAAACAGUGAUGUAUGCAAAAAGUCAGACAAAGGAAUAGAUAAAUAUCACCACGCUUGUUCUUGCUGUUCUUCCUGUUGUUUUCUAUCCAAAUGUGACCCCAGCAGUGAAGUGAAACUGAGUACAGAGGGAUCGGCGCUCGAUACGGUGCGCCACGUUAGCUGAAUUAUUAAAACGAAGCUGAAAAGCGAACUAUGUUGGGGUUGGCUGUCCUCGUGAUGAACUCUCAUCUUUAGGCAAUACCAGUACAGAAUAGAGAGAAUGAGAGAUCGAUCUCCAGCAUCCUCAUUAUCGCUCAUGUCACUGUUUAUGGAAUGCUGUAUACCAUCCGCCCUUUUUUAAAUCAAGAGUUGAUGUGAAUACUUGCACUCGUCACAGUUUUCUACAUGUCUGAAUUCUAGUAUCGUUGUUCUUUUAUAGUUCAAUAACAGAAUAUUGACCGACAGGACUGCAUACUCUGCUCUUAACUUGCAACAGUAAUAUUUUCUAAGAAGCGUCGGAUAAGAUUAAAAUUUAUAUUUUUGGAAAAAAGCUUCAGUUUUAAAUGGUGCACUAAUAAUAAGACGGCAAGCUUCUAGACAUGUGCUGAAACGUUUUAUCUGUUAAUGUAUCCAUUGGUCACUCACUAGUGCUGACAUCAGGAUUUUUAUUUACGAGUUUGGGAAUCGUACUUACGAUGUGACGUCAUUUCAAGUGGUUUGGUUGGAAUUAAAGGGAUGCGUUUGGCAAAUUUCAUUCUCUCUUUAUCGCUUCCCAAAAAUACAUAGGAAGCUCUUUUUGCAUAUAUCUUAAUCAUUCUUGUGCUGCCACAUAGAAGUAUGGGAAAUGUAAUUUUGUAACACAUAAUGGUCAACAAGUGGACAAGGAUUUGUUAAUUAGCAUGAUACCCUUGCUGGUAGAUGCUGUAAUUACACCCUCUGCUUUUUAAAAACAACUUUUGUCCAUUAACGGCCAUUCAAAAUUGAUAUUCACAGUUUACUUCCACUAUGAUUCUGGAAUUGACACCCCUUCAUGUUCACUUCCUUCCACUGUAGAAAAAUGAAGCCAAAAUAUCCCAGAAAUGGUCAUUCCCGAUUACGUCAUUCGGAGCCAGAGUCUGCGCAGUAGUGAUCGUGAGGCUGAGCUGCGGUAUCAAGGUCCCGCCCACACUCCCGCUCCCGCAGAUUUAUUCGCAAACACAGCUGUCAAUCGUGACGCCACACCCCGUUUUUAUAGCAUCAAAUAACUUACUAAAACCAAACUUAAUGGAAAAAACGAACACUUGAACAUACGUCAGCGUGAUGAGAAUUAUCUAAAAUGACCGAAAUCAUCUUCGGAGAAAAGUGUAUUUUUAGUUUGACUCACAUCCCAGUCGGUUACAUGGAGAGGGCGGGGUUUAUGACCUAUAUCGCAGCCAGCCACCAGGGGGCGAUCAAUGUUUUGGAUGGAAGGUGUGCAAUUGUGCGCCACAAAGUCAUUCAGAGCGCAGUCAUUUACUACUACCGGUAGGGGGUUUCUGUACUUUGUACAUGUUGAAUCCAAGCCUGUGAGUGUUGUAAAGGAGCACUGAUGUUUAGAGGAGCAUUGGUGUGAUACAUUUAGGCAUUUGUUAUAGGAAUCUAAUGUCCCCACUUUGCAGGCAUACCUAAGAAUUCCGUUUGUAUCCCAUUCUUCUCAGCCACGGAGUGUAAUAUAUGCCUGGACAGAAACAUGCUCUACACAAGUACACUAAUGUGAAUGUUUGGCCAAAGCAUUGCACAAAGUCCUUUUGUAUGUGCUUAACGUGAUGCUUGCUUUUAAUUUCUUCAAAGCAUUAAAAUAUCUAAAACCAAUGUUUUCUUAAGCCAGGCUUAAACUACAGGAGCUUGCGCAGUUAGAAUCAUUUGCAUUCAUGUACUUGCAUAGAGUAUGUUAUAGGUCUACAAGGAUGUGCUUCAAGCUUCUGAGUGUGUGUGUGCUUAGUUUGGUGGAUUUGUUUGAUGCUGGUGCAUCAUUUCCCAUUUCAUAAAGCUUUGAUAAUUCUACCAGAUACAGUGUUUUUGAUAUAUUUAGAGCCAGUCAUGGCGGAAGAGUUGAAGACCAUUAGGGCUGGUUGGAAACAUUUGUUUUUGAAGUUAGCAACUUUUUUAAGAAUAAGAUGAUGUGCUUUAACUUGUGAUUCAUUUCUGUGUUGAUAAACGGUGUGUUUGUUUAAUCUGUCGCAAUAGAGCCAUUGUGAUUAUCUCCAUUUUGUGAAUUAUUAUUUUAGCAAGGUUAAGCGUGUCACAAUCAUUGUCUAAUCUGAAGCUCUAUGACCAGGAAUUAAAUCGGCAGUGUUGGGGUUAAUGCAUUACACGUAACGCGAGUUACGUAAUCAGAUUACUUUUCCAAGUAAUGAGUAAAGUAAUGCAUUACUUUUUUCAAUUUACAGCAAAAUGUUGGAAGUAACGCAUUACAAGUAGAGUAAAGUAAUGCAUUACUUUUCAAUUUACCGCAAAAUGUUAGGGGUAACGUAUUACAAGUAACGCGAGUUACAUAAUCAGAUUACUUUUCCAAGUAACAAGUAAAGUAAUGCAUUACUUUUCAAUUUACCGCAAAAUGUUAGGGGUAACGUAUUACAAGUAAUGCGAGUUACGUAAUCAGAUUACUUUUCCAAGUAACAAGUAAAGUAAUGCAUUACUUUUCAAUUUACAGCAAAAUGUUAGGGGUAACGUAUUACAAGUAAUGCGAGUUACGUAAUCAGAUUACUUUUCCAAGUAACAAGUAAAGUAAUGCAUUACUUUUCAAUUUACAGUAAACUUUUGGAAGUAACGUAUUACAAGUAACGCAUGUUACGUAAUCAGGUUACUUUUCCAAGUAAUGAGUAAAGUAAUGCGUUACUUUUUCAAACAAGUAAUGCACGUUACUCUGUUUUCCCAUUUUUGGUAUUCAGUAUUCCUCAAAAUGAAUAAAAACAGUGAAAUGCAAACCUGCAAUAAUUAAAUGUUAAAUUACACAAUAUACUUUAUGUAUUUAAUCUCACUUUAUUAACCAAUGUCCUCGCUGCUGACACUCGAUGAUCCAAUUCAACCAUACUAAUUAGCAAAAAUUACUUUAGAUAAAUAACAUUUGUGAGAAAAAGUGACACAAAAGUAACAAUGCAUUACUUUCCGUAAAAUGUAACUAAGUUACACAGUUAGUUACUUUUUAGGGAGUAACACAAUAUUGUAACGCAUUACUUUUAAAAGUAACUUUCCCCAACACUGAAAAUCGGUUUGAUUUCUGUAAUAGUCUGCAGCAUGAAAGUGACUCCACAUGACUUGGAAAAAAGAAACAUUUAUGAACUCGUGUCAUGUGAACAGUCGUUCGCUUCCACAAAUGUCCUGCUGUCGGUUUCUAAUCAUUUAGAAAGUUUAAUGUGUAAUCACUUAGAGUGAUCAUUCCUGUAUGGUUUUCUUAAAAGCCAUCGUAGAGUUUGUAUUGAUUUGUUUAAGAAUAACGCCGUGUCCUAAUGGCAUGACAAACUGUAUCUCUUCCGAGUUUUUGUCCUAACAGCUUUGAGUACAAUAUCACAGUUGUCACUUCGUUAUUACAUUAAUUUCAUUAUAGAGCGUGAAUUAUCGUCAAAUGCGUUCCGAUUUGCAUUUUUACGCUUUCAGUAUAGACUGAGAAAUUUCUCGCUGGAAACUUGUCACGUCACAUUAGGACACAGUGUUAAAUGUCAUUUGUCUUUUGAUGUACAUUUGUACUGAAUAUGGGGCCAUUUAUAAUUGUGUAAGGCCUCCUUCUGGGUAAUGUUGGAAUGUCCUUGUUGGUAUUUAUUAAGAGGCCCGUUAAGAGGCUUAUACAUUCAUAGUAUAAGUGACGACUUUAUUCUUCUUUUGUUUUUUGGUUAGAUUGUACAUAAAAUGGCUGCCACGUUUUUUGGUGGCAUACGUUGAAAUUUGGAUUAAGGUGCGAUCGCCUUUUCUGCUAGAAAGCAUGUUAAAAAACAUUGCACUUUAAUUAACUCAAAUGUCUUUUGAUGAUCAAGUAGGAAUUUUGUUCCAUUUAUUUAGUAACUACUAACUGCCAAAUGUAUUUUACAAGAGGCAGAUGAAUUUGUCAUGUCAUUGUUGUGUGAAAAAAGUGGGUCGAGUUCAACAAAACAUUUUCAGAAAUGCUGUCACUUUUCAGUAAUUGGUAAUAUUUUAUUGUUAUUAUAUUUAAAAAAAAAAAAUCCUCACUUGACAGUAAAAACUGCAAGCAGUAAAAAUUUGUCAGUAGAAGAAUUGCCUACUGAAAAUGUGUUCAUUGUAAUUGAUGGCAACGUGUUUUUGAUUGGCUUUUACAUGGUGUCGGUAUUUAACAGUCUUGCUCUGAAAGAACGAUAUUGAGGAGUAGAAAGUAGAAAAAGAUAACUAAGUUUCUCAGUAUCCCAAUGUUUUUACUGUUUUUUUUUUUUGUUUGUUUUUUUUUAAGUGUCUAAAUAUAUUGCUCAAACAAUAUUCAUGUGCACAGCUGUAGCAUAGUAUGUAAGUUUUUUUUAAAGUGAAACUUUUGAUAUUGUACAACACAGCUCUCCAGUUCUGAUACCUUUGAGAAUGACCUUAAAAUGUAUAUUUUUCACUCUUUUUGUAUUGUAACAUCAAUGCAUACUGUCACAGAUAAACAUACAGGACUUCUGCAUUUCUUGUGUUGGUUGACGGAUCUCCAGCAGAACAACGUAAACAAUGGAUGGCUUGUGGUCUGUCUAUAUAAAGGAGAAAUGAAACGCUCUUAAAGACUGACCAAGGACUCAACGGAGACUUUUUGGAAUAUGUUGAAACGCCAGAUGCUUGAGAAGGAAACGUGCCAGACUCUCGGACAUGUUAUGGAUUCAGCAUUUGACCAGGAAACUUUCCUGAAAACCUGUGUUUUGUGCCGCCACAGGCAGAGGGCGCCACAGCCUCUCAGGUGCCUCCAGUGUUUGUGUGUUAGCUUAUUCACGACUAUGAAUAAUAAUGAGAUAACAGUAAUAACAAUGCUGAUGUUAAUGAUGGUGUGCAUUUUUGAAGCUGUAAUACUGACUGAGGUUUAAUAAGAUACUUACACAGUGUAUUUGUAGCAGUUUUCCCCUUAAUAAAAACACAGAUGCACCCAUCUUUAA
Ctenopharyngodon idella (grass carp) is the source of this 6532-nucleotide messenger RNA. Its product is annotated as E3 ubiquitin-protein ligase RNF166. NCBI's taxonomy places the organism in Eukaryota, Metazoa, Chordata, Actinopteri, Cypriniformes, Xenocyprididae. Gene Ontology annotation, molecular function: ubiquitin protein ligase activity. Gene Ontology annotation, biological process: ubiquitin-dependent protein catabolic process; protein polyubiquitination. The transcript has 6 exons. The coding region runs from base 538 to 1266 and encodes 242 amino acids. The record is from RefSeq and is a predicted model, not a curated record.